AAAUAGCCGACGCCGAGGUGACUUCACCCCCAGAAAAGAUGGCUCCAGCUCUGGCUUUGCUGCUUCUCGGCCUUUCAGCUUUAUGCACUACUGUUACAUCUGUAAAGGUGUGUGGCCGGCCUCCUGUCCCUGAUGGAGUCGAUGUUUCGUCUUUAAAACGUGUGUUUGAGGUCGGAGAAGAGCUGUCUCUCUCAUGCGAUCAGGGGUUCUUGUCUUCAGCAGCCUCAUCGUCCAGAAUAAGCUGCACAGCUGCGGGAGAGUGGACUGAGUCAAACCUGGCAUGUUCCCCCAAGAUGUGCCAAAUUCCUCGACCUCUGCAGCCAUUUGCAAUGGGCAGGACAGAGGCUCCGUAUAGAAGUAUCUUAAACUUCACAUGUGAUGAUGGGUAUGUUCUUCUAGGAGCCAAUGAAAGCAGGUGUUUGCAUGAUGGCUCCUGGAGUCACCCACCUCCUCUAUGCAAAGCUGUGAACUGUCCUCUCCCCAAGCCCCCAAGAGAGGGAAGAAUUGUCCACGAUAAAGCAGUUGCAGGAACUACAACUCAUUAUGGACAAGGCUGGACAUAUGAGUGCAAUCCACCUAAAGCACCAAGUGUUGAGAGAGGGUCCUGCAUGGCUGAUGGAACCGCAACUGAACCACCGGUGUGUCGAGAGGUGAGCUGCUCUAUCCCAACGAACAUACCGAAUGGCGUCAUCACAUUUGCUGUGAUGAGACAACAUGGAUACAAGGAGAAGGUUAAAUAUGCCUGCAAUGAGCACUACACUCUGGAAGGUGACGCCGAGAUCCAAUGCCAAAACACAGGAAACUGGUCAUCAAAGCCCAUCUGCAGGGCUCCCUGCACAGUUGGUAUCAAACGAGGCCGCAUCUUCUACAAUGCCAAGAAGAUCUGGAUUGAGGACCUGAAACCAAACAGAGUGCUUCAUAAAGAGCCUGUUGUCUUCUACUGUAAGAAUAAAGCUGAGAAGUGUGGUUACCCUGUGGCCAGCACCUGCAACGAUGGAAACCUGCCCCUCCCAGAAUGUUUUGAGGAACCAGGCAAACUGGAGUACAACUUAAAAGCUAAAACCCUUCCAUCGGAGAUCAGAAUGUGUGCUGCACCACCGACUGCAAGGCCGACAAGCUCUGCAAGCCCUUCGUGAUCAACCCACUGAAUAAAUAAGUGGAUCUUGUGCUGAAACAGAGGUCUCCUUUGUUGCUAUUCCUGUCAUAUUCAACUAGCAAUACAAUUACCAGAAAAAGUAUUUUGCAUUACAUAUUUUAAUUAAAAAGUAAACAUAACAUGAUAGAAUAAUAUAAGAAAAUUUGUAAUUAUAAUGAUUUUUUUAUGAAAAUAUCCUACAAUUUAUAUUUAAUUUAAUGUGAAAAAAGUUAUCUGUUGAUUAAAAUUUACUUUGUUGCUUUAUUUCCUUCUUCACAACAUUGCAAGAUAUGCUAAAUUGGACCUUUACUGGCUUUUAGUAUAUUAUUUAGUGUAUUGAUAAAUAUCUAUGGUGUUAUUCUUUCUUAAAAAAUAUAAAUUAAAAAGGCGGAGUGGUGGUGAAGAGGCCAGAGGAGGUGAGCUCGUGAUUGGAAGGUUGCUGGUUCAAACCCCAGGACCAAUGUUUGUUUACAAUUGAUUCAUAUUUGGAGUUAACCUGAUUCAAAAUGGCUGCCACAGCUGAAUAUCCUUGGACAACACAAAAUGCUGCGACUCAUAUUGAUAGGUAUUUGUCUCAAAGUUGGUGUGGUAGUAGCUGAAAGCCAUCCCUAACACACACUUCAAGUGCUAACAGAUUGUGUGAAGUAUUUUUUUUUUUUUUUUUACUUUGGCAUUGAAAUUCAACUGUGUUAAUCUGUUAGCAAAAUAUUUCUUGAACCAAUGGACAAAUUUUAAUAAA
Messenger RNA from Nematolebias whitei (Rio pearlfish), 1874 nucleotides. Its product is annotated as beta-2-glycoprotein 1. NCBI's taxonomy places the organism in Eukaryota, Metazoa, Chordata, Actinopteri, Cyprinodontiformes, Rivulidae. The coding region runs from base 39 to 1136 and encodes 365 amino acids. The transcript has 8 exons. The record is from RefSeq and is a predicted model, not a curated record.